Rhizophagus irregularis DAOM 181602=DAOM 197198 is the source of this 1446-nucleotide messenger RNA. Lineage: Eukaryota; Fungi; Glomeromycota; Glomeromycetes; Glomerales; Glomeraceae. The record is from RefSeq and is a predicted model, not a curated record.
UUAAAAGUUAAGAUUUUUGAGAUAUCAGAUUAUGGUUUGAAUAAGGAUGAACGACGAGAAAAGUAUAAAGAUUAUUAUGUAUUAUUAUGUGAAAAAUGUAAUCAAGAAGUUAACAAACGAGAUUAUAAAUGUAAUUAUUGCUAUAAUAAGGAAACUGAUCCUAAUGAAAAAUUUCGUAUGAGACUUGGAAGUUGUAAAGAAUGUCAUCAAAAUGGAUUCCGUAUAAUAAAUUUGAAAAUAUUAAAUAUAUAGCUAAAGGAGGGUUUGCUAAAGUAUAUUCAGCUGAAUGGAUAGAUGGCCGAAUUAAAAGAUGGAAUCCAUUAUCUAAUAAUUGGGAAAGGAAUGGGCAAACAAAAAUUGCUUUAAAAGUAUUAAAUGAUUCGGAAAAUAUCAGUGAAGAUUUUCUAAACGAGAUAAAAGUCCUCAUUAAAGCUAGUUAUUAUCCAGGAAUAGUGAAAUGUUUCGGAAUUACUCGAGAUCCUAUAUCUCUUAAUUAUGCAUUAGUAUUAGAAUACGUGAAAAAUGAUCUACGUUCAUAUCUAUAUCAAAAUAAUAAUAAUUCAAUUACAUGUGGAAAGAAAUUGAACAUUAUAAAACGUAUUUGUUAUGGACUUCAUAUUAUUCAUGAUAUGGAAUUAGUUCACAAAGAUCUCCAUCCAGGUAAUAUUUUAAUUGAUGGGGUUACACUUAUAAGUGAUUUUGGGUUUUGCAUCCCAACAAAUAAAACUUCAUCAGAUUCAAAUGUCUAUGGAGUAAUGCCAUAUAUGGCACCUGAAAUAUUACGUGGGGAACAACAUACGUUAGCGUCUGAUGUAUAUUCUUUAGGUAUCAUCAUGAAUGAAAUAGUUACUGUAACACCACCAUUUAAUAAUCAACCACAUGAUCAUUUUCUUGUACUGGAUAUUUGUCGGGGUUUACGUCCAAAUACCAUUAGAACAGAAACAACAGAAACUUCAAAUUCUUUAAAUUUUUUAAAAGAAUUAAAUAAAUUAAUUGAAAGAUGUUGGGAUGCAAAUUCAAUAAAUCGUCCUACUUCUGGAGAAGUUUGUGACAUUUCUUUAGAUAUUUUAAAUGAUUACAUAAAUCAAAAGCAAGCUGAAGAACAGAAAAAUCCAUCAUAUAAUUUUGAUGAAACCAUCGAUACCACUUUAAAAAAAAAUCCAUCAAUUACAAUUGAAACUCAUUCAGAAGCUAAUUAUACAAGUGGAAUUCUUGAUUUACCACCAAACUUACCAGAACCAACAAAUUGGCCAAAUCAACAAGAAUUCAUUUCCUCAAGAAUUUAUUCACAAGAUUUACUAGCAAAAAAUUUACGAUCUGAAUGUUUAGAAUGUAUGGUUUAUUGAACUCAAAUUAGAUAUAAAUAAGAUGUAUCUUUUUUGGUGUGAAUUAUAAUAAUAAUUAAUCAAAUUUUUUUUUUUUGUAUUUAUGUAAAAAAAAAGCAGG